Messenger RNA from Endocarpon pusillum Z07020, 351 nucleotides. RefSeq lists its product as uncharacterized. The transcript is spliced from 4 exons. NCBI's taxonomy places the organism in Eukaryota, Fungi, Ascomycota, Eurotiomycetes, Verrucariales, Verrucariaceae. The record is from RefSeq and is a predicted model, not a curated record. The coding region runs from base 1 to 351 and encodes 116 amino acids.
AUGUCUAGCAACCUGAUGGACACAGUGCCCGGUGGCGAGACUCCUCAAUAUGAAUCUAUCAAAACCGUGGACAAACCCACUGAAACCCAAAGUGGACAACUGGGAGGUAAAAUGGCCUCGGGAUCAUCUGAGGUUGAUGAACAGAAGCAGGAAAAGGGUGAACAGACUGCGGAGAAUGUCAGAUAUGGACAGAACAUCUCCGAGUCUGGCAUGGGUGGGAUGACUACUACCAGUGAGGGCACUGCCAGUCAAGGUGGCUAUGGUGGUGCUGAAGCACAGGAAGGCGAGGAGAAGCCGGCUCAAACACGAAGAGAGCAGGGCUAUGGCCCAGGCUCUGGGGUAGGGGCAUGA